Camellia sinensis is the source of this 1278-nucleotide messenger RNA. RefSeq lists its product as uncharacterized. The record is from RefSeq and is a predicted model, not a curated record. Gene Ontology annotation, biological process: defense response to other organism. Gene Ontology annotation, cellular component: plasma membrane. Lineage: Eukaryota; Viridiplantae; Streptophyta; Magnoliopsida; Ericales; Theaceae.
CACCACCACCACCACCACCUCAAUCACAACCACCACGACCACGGCCACCACACAACCACCGCAACUCCCACUCCAACGACCACUACUACCCACCCCCAUACUCCUCCUCCUCCUCCUCAGCCUCCCUCAAAGGCUGUUGCUGCUGCCUCUUCCUCCUCUUCUCCUUCCUUGCCCUCCUCAUCCUCGCCGUAGUCCUUGUCAUUGUCCUCGCCGUCAAGCCCAAAAAGCCCCAAUUCGAUCUCCAACAAGUCGGCGUCCAGUACGUCGGCAUAUCCCCAAACCCUCCCUCCACCACCGCCACAGAACCGUCGUCCGCCUCCGUAUCCCUAAACAUCCGGCUCCUAUUCACGGCGGCGAACGACAACAAGGUGGGGAUAAAGUACGGAGAAUCGAGAUUUACGGUAAUGUAUAGGGGGAUUCCGCUGGGGAGAGGGGUGGUGCCGGGGUUUUACCAGGCGGCGCACAGCGUCAGGCAGGUGGAGACCACGGUGGCGGUGGAUCGGGUGAACUUGAUGCAGGCCGACGCGGCGGAGCUGGUGAGAGACGCCACGCUCAAUGAUCGGGUGGAGCUCAGGGUGUUGGGUGAUGUUGGGGCUAAGAUCCGGAUUCUUGGGAUCACUUCGCCCGGUGUGCAGGUAUCAAUUGAUUGUGCAAUAGUGAUAAGUCCAAAGAAGCAGGCUCUCACCUACAAGCAGUGUGGAUUCGAUGGCUUGAGCGUCUGAUCUCACCCCUUCUCCUUUCAUACCCAUAUAUCAUUCCUUCACCCUUACCCCCCCAUAAUUGAACUCUUUUUCUCUCUCUAGAAAACACUAUGAGAGAGGAAAAUAUAGAAUUUGAGAAGGGAAAAAAAAAAAAAAGAAGAAGAGCAAAUGCGUCUCAACUUGGAAUCAAUGGGAUGGAAAAAAUUGUAGAAAAAGCAAAUCUAGGUGAGAUUCUAAUUUUUAAGAGAGCGUAGAGUUUUUUUUUAUUUAUUUAUUUAAAUUUUAUCAUUGGAGAAUUUUGGGCAAAGUUAAAAAAAAAUAUUUGGUGCUCAGUGUAAAGUUUGGACUGAUGUAUGCUAUCCUGCGCCCCAUUAGCUAUUGUUUCUUCCCACUUUUCUAAACCCCCUUUCUCUCUCACAUGGAAAAGAAAUGGAGAGUGAAUAUUUAUUUGGUGGCCUUUUUGCCUUCUUGUUUAAGUUUUACUCAAAAUUCUAAUAUUUAUGUGAGAGUUGUGGAGCUAGUACUUGAACCAUUGCAUUCUUGGGUUGUGAAUGAAAAAAAAAACAUUUGAGAUUCA